UCCAGAGGCAGUCUCUAAGGCUCUAAGGCGUGUGUAACUGACUUAACAGUCUGCCCGGCUGCACAGGAACAUUUGUGUCUUGGCGCUGACUGAGGGGGGAGUCAGUCAGAGCCUCUGAGCAGAGGCUGACUCUUACUGGAAAGAUGCAGACGGUGAGAGGAGAGAUUCCACUACACUUGAAGAAGGAGCUUGCUGCACGUGCCGACACAUACAAAGGGGCAGAUGAAUUCAGUGGGAGCCACUCCUGAAGGUUCAGCAGCGAUAUUUCAAAGGUGGACUUGAAAGAGCUGUACAUCUAUUUCCCUCCUCUACUCAUUUCUGAAUCACUGGACUGUGGCAAUCAAAGAGUGGAGCAGCGGAGUCAGUGGAGUUCUCUCCUCCAGCUGAGAUAGCGAAUGGAAUCAACAUGAGCGGCAUCAUGGAUGGAUUUAUGGCAUUUUGAUGAGAUAUUUAUAUAAUUAUUGACCGGUUGCUCAGCAGAUGUGUCCUGUCAUGUCCUGGCUGCUCUGCCUGUGCCUUUGGGUCAGUGUGACGGCCAUUCAGCUGUGUCAGGCCACUUUCUACGACACCAUACAGCAGCACCAUGGGACGAGGCCUGGGCGAACCACCAUCCACAUGAUCGAGGGGGGCACAUGUGAAGUAAUUGCUGCUCACAGAUGCUGUAAUAAGAAUCGUAUAGAGGAGCGUUCACAAACAGUCAAGUGUUCUUGCCUGCCGGGCAAGGUGGCUGGAACUACUAGAAACAGACCUUCAUGUGUUGAUGCAUCCAUAGUAAUUGGGAAGUGGUGGUGUGAGAUGGAGCCUUGCCUGGAGGGAGAAGAAUGCAAGACGCUCCCUGACAACUCAGGCUGGAUGUGCUAUGCAGGCAAUAAGAUCAAAACCACCAGGAACACUCAGCCAUACACAACAUCUACAUACUGAAGAUUUGCAGGAAGCGUGCAGCUGAAGGUGCGAAGGUUGAAUUGCAGCACUGUGACAGGACCAAGCACCAAACAUUCAACAAACGUACUGUUGCUUUAAGACAUGAACACUGCUCAGAUUCAAGUGUAAAAAGUUGUAGAAUACAUAAUGCACAUCCAGCCCAAGGCUGCUGACUAUACUGAUGCUCCAGGCUGCCUGCAGGAACAUCAUCAUAACCUCGUUACAAAUAUAAUUCCAUCACUUUUUCAAACUUUGAGAUGGAACGUAUGGCUGGGUGUGGAGUCAAAUCAGGAGAUUUUCUCACAUCCUUCCUCAGACGUCUGUCAGCAGCCAUCUACUACGAAGCCCCAGGCCAGCGAGGAGCAAGUCAAUUAGUCGACAGCCCUCAGGUUUUUUUUUCUUUUUUUUUAUAUUGUGUGAGGACACAUUUGUACAUAAAUUGUUUGCCUGUAAUUGUGUACCAGAGUUUUAUUUAUGGUGGUGUUGAGUCCUGAAUGCAGUCACGAACCCCCAAGCAGCCAAAGUUUGAAGAGCUGGAUCGGAAUAAUUGAACAGAUGUUUUGGGAGGGAGAUACGUGUGUGUCUUGAUGCUGCACAUUUUAACAUUAGUUUCUAUGGUUCCUGUAUGCCUUUGACCACCUCUUAAACAGCUGUACCAGUUGAACUUGGUAACAUGUCAGAGACCCUGAAAAUGAUCAACUUGCCAAAUAUGUGAUACCAGUAGGUUGUUUUCGAUACUUGAAAUGCCUUAUUUGUGUCAAAUCAUUUCAAAUGAUGAUAUUGUACAUAUGAAGCCAUAUGUUGAUAUGUGAUGAAAUUUCAUUAAAGUCAUUGUUCCUGUAAUGAACAUCAGUGCAUCUUUGCCAAGGCCUUCACGUGGCUUUGGCUGAGCAAUUAGGUUCCCAAAGUGUUGUACGCCUAAUGGCGUUGUGGUUGUGUGAAUAAAAAUUAAAAACAAUGUGAAUACAUUAGCGCUUGACACUAAGAGCUAUGGAAUGCGCCUGAACACAUCGUGUGAACAGCCUGCACGGCGCAGGUCGUACAGUGCAGAAGAAUUGAAUUUCCUUAUUGAUUUCUGUACUGCAUUGCAUUGCAUUGUUUUAGGGAUUAUUCUUUGUGUCACGACACAAUUUCACACCAACCUGGCACAUGUCCUGGGGUGUGUACAUUCGAUGAUAAACCUGUAAAGAUUCCUUUUCCAAAAAUACAUAUUAUAUUCUGGCAUGGUCAAAAAUAUUGGCAUGCCAAAGAUGGCAAUGUUUUUGGCCAUGCUGUAUGGAAGACAACCAAAUCAGCCUAAUUUAUACUGUACAGCCACGGCCGAAAACAUUGGCAUCUUUGGCCAAAAUCAUUGGCAUCUUUGGCAUGCCAAUAUUUUUGGCCAUGACUGUAAUCAUAUCAAACAAAGCAGUUUUAUUGUGUGCUUAUUGUGGUUUAUUCUUUUUAAGUGUGCAGGAUUAGGGGGUACAUGACUUUAGGCCAAAUGUCUGAAGGGGUACAGGACUGUGAAAAGUUUGGGAACCACAGGCCUGUCAGACUUAUCACCGCUAUAUGUGGAUGGAACUGAGGCUUUAGGGGAACAGUGUGACAUUUUGGGGAAAUCGACUUUUCUUCCUCUUGCUUUCUUGCUGGACGAUGCUGCAGAUGAGAGGCCUGAUAUGGAUAAGGCUUAGCUCAGCUUAGCAUAAAAUAGUAAACUGGGAAAAUGGCGAGGCGAGCUCUGGACAAGUAUAGGAAAAUCAUUGCUGUAUAUUUUCUGUUCUGUUCGAAAGCGCGUGCUCAUGUAAUCAUGACAUCAAAGAUUCUAUAACCCAUAAGUGCUUCGAAAGUACAAGUCUGCUUCAUUUUUUAGACUAAAUUGGAGGCACAGUACAGGAAAGGUCAAAUGUCCAUUUUAUUGCCUAAUGUCUUAUUAGAAGAAAACAGAGGCUCACUUCAUAAGUAUGAGCUGCCGAUUUAUAUUUUUAGGUUGGUCAUAGUGAAAUCUUAAAUAUUAUGUUUGCACCAGAGAAGAGCUGCUUAAAGAGCUUUACUUCAUUCAUUUCGGGAUAACACACAUACUAGUGAUGUGCGGGGAGGUUCAUGGCUGGUGAGGCAUUGACUCCUUUUUUUAUUUAAUAAUGGUUGCUCAUGAAGAGGAUAACAAGACAAAUAAAAGAAUAAUUCACUUAAU
This is a messenger RNA of Dunckerocampus dactyliophorus (ringed pipefish), 3094 nucleotides long. RefSeq names its product chemokine-like protein TAFA-1. Lineage: Eukaryota; Metazoa; Chordata; Actinopteri; Syngnathiformes; Syngnathidae. The record is from RefSeq and is a predicted model, not a curated record. Gene Ontology annotation, molecular function: receptor ligand activity. The transcript is spliced from 6 exons. The coding region runs from base 481 to 921 and encodes 146 amino acids. Gene Ontology annotation, biological process: neuroblast differentiation; regulation of neuroblast proliferation.